CCGGAAGUGAAUCAUUUGAAUGUUCUCUGCCUGCACUGUUGUAAACAGGUAAUGGUUUCACUACAGCUGGGGUAAGAAUCAUACUAUUACAACUUUAUUGGUUUUCUUGUUUGAAUUAUGCGAUUGUAUUUGAACAAGUUGGUGUGUCUAAAAUGUCUCGUACGUAUAAAAAGAAAAAGUAACUUUAACAGUCUUGAUAGCUACAGGUUCAAACAUUAGCACGGGCUAAAAGCAGCAGGCUAACACAGAGUUUAUCAGAAUCAAAAUCAGCUUUAUUGGCAAAGUAUGUGUACAUAAUAUACAAGGAAUUUGACUCCGGAAAAAUUUGCCCUCUAUGUAGAAACAAUAAACACGAAACGUUACAAAAACUUACGAGGUACAAACUGGAUCUAGUCAUUUAACAUUUAUACUGUAUACGAGACAGUAGUGCAAUGGAUCAAUGAUGAAGAGUGGUUGUGGAGACAAAAAUAGAUGGGGUUGAUUUCCCUGAGAGUUAAAAAAAAAACAGGAACAAGCAGGCUGAGCUUGAUCCUGAUCUACUCAAAAGAACUCCCUUAUGAUGCUUUUACUGUGUGUCAAACUACCUACCGAACUGUUAACUUGUACAGAGCUGUCAAGAGUACAUGUCACUACAUAGAUAGAUAGAUAGAUAGAUAUUUUUGGUCUAAAAGAGGUCUAAUAGACGUUUAAAUGUGGCCUAGAUGACUGGUCUAAAAUCAGGCUACCACAGAUCUAAAAAUGAAUUUAGAAAUAAAUUUAGAUCAAGUCUAAAUCUGGGCUACAUCUAUACUACAUUAUUGCUCAACAGCUAUCACAAUUAUUUUGGUUAAAUAAUUGAAGAUCAGUUAUGUGACUCACAGUUACUUUUUGAAAUGGUUAUCGAAUAAUGAGUUAAAGUGCAACGUCUAAAAAUAUACAGAAUCUAGACGGUUGAAAUUAUGUCUAAAAAAUAUUAGAUGUCUAAUAGCCCUUUAUUGUUUGGUGGGAACAACAAUAAAGCGCUUUUACUUAUUAACCCAUGAGUAGCACUAGACCUCUGAGUACCUAAACAAAAAACAUUUAUAACUGACUAAUUUUGAUCACUGAGUACAUUUCAAUGAUAGAUCCUACAGAAUUAAGCAUUUUUCAUAUACUAAAAGCGGGACUUUUAAUGGAGUAUUUUUUAACUGUGUAGCAUCUCUGCUGUUCAGCUGUUGCGCCACUUUUGGAAGAAUUAACUUUGAAUAACAGGCAACAAAAUCUAACUCAAUCAAUCUCAAACCCUGUAAAAACUUGUAAAACUGCAAUGUUGUUGAUUUCUUUUUUUUAACCAUAGUGGUAGUUAACUUCAUAAUUGUAUUUGUCACAGGCCAUUGGCAUGUCCCUUCAAGACACACAAUGGAGCCUCGACACGGGAUUAUGAAAGCCUUCCCCAAGGUAAAAAGAGCCAAAGUGAUACAAGGAAAGGAUGCCCCACCAGCAAAGAAGACAGUGGAUGAAUGUGAAGUCACAGGUUGUUACCAUGUCUUGUUUAUGUGUUUGUGAAAUACAUAUGGAAGAAUAUAUGUAAAAUCUUUACAAAAUUACAUGUGAAGUAAGGCAGGAUCAUGAUAUUUACAUAUAUGACAUAUUUAUGUUGUGACAUGUCUCUCUUUUAUGUCCCAGGAAGCACUUUUAAUGGUGUCACAGUAUUCGUCCUGUCUGCUGGAAUAGGAAAUGCCAGGUGUCAGAUAUUCCAGAGACAAAUUCAGCAGAAUGGAGGGCAGACGGAAAGUUCACUCUGUCCAGGUGUCACUCAUGUCGUGGUAAACGAUGACAUGGACAGGGAAAGGGCUCUACGUCUCCUCAAAGUGGAUAGCAUGCCCUCUGGAGUCCAGCUGGUGAAAUGCAGUUGGUUGAGCAUGUGCAUCAGUGAGAAGCAACUCCUGGAUGUUGCCGGCUACAGUCUUCUUUGUCCAGAGAGGUUAAUGAGCUCUCCGCACUUAAUUAAAAUGUCUAAUUGUUUUUUUUACCUGUUUCACUGUUAAAUAAUGUUUCCAGUUUGCUAGACUCAAUACAAAAAAGUACGUAAGGGUUUAGGUGUGUCUGCUUUUAAUUUAUGAUAACAUUUCUACCUCUUAUCACAUAAAGUUUUUGUUAGUAUUGAAAAAACAUAAAUUUUGGAAAGCGGGUAAAUCAUUUAAAAUCAACUAGGUUGUUCAGUCUUUUAAAAAAUCCCUUCAUGUUUGUCCAAUUAGGGAAUCUCAAACACAGAGUGAAACAAUUAAAGAAGAGAAACCGAUUGUCAAACCUGCUGCAGAGGCUGUCAUCGCUACAGGUUCUGAUCAAACUAAACAAGAGAAGAUUACAGAUGAGGUAGGUUUCCAAUUUGUGUGCAGAAAACACAAUUUUAAUGGUUUCAGGUUCAGUCUAGGUGAAAAGCCAGACAUUUUAGGCAUGAAUGAAAAGUCUGUGAUGUUUUCCAGUUUAUUUCUCCAUUUUACCCCCAGACAGUACCUGAUACAGCAGAGGAAGUGCAAGGGGAGGAAGACGGGGUCUCUCAGGGUGACCUAGAAGCUCUUAUCACUGGCCAGCACCCCAAAGAAGAGACCCUCGGACCCAGCCUGGCCUCUGGUUCAGACUCUACUGCUCAGAUGGUGGUCUCAGGAAAGUGGGUGUGUGCCCAAUCCUCUGAAUCCAAGACUAAUAACUUCAACAAGCACAUCACCGACAAACUGGAAGUGCUUGCCAAGGCCUACACACACCAGGGGGACAAAUGGAGGGCGCUUGGCUACUCUAAGGCUGUCAACGCACUGAAGAGUUACCACAAGCCUAUCACGUCAUAUCAGGUGAUUCAUCUGAGAUGUUUUUGUAAUAUGGCCGCGGUAAUGUCAACCAUGUGUUUACAGCGAAAGGAAUUAAAGUUGAAAGAUGAGCAGUGACAGUUCAGUGUUUUCACAGAUUCCUCAUUUAUUUAAUCUGUUUUCUAGGAAGCAUGUCAGAUCCCAGGAAUUGGAAAAAAGAUGGCUGACAAAAUUGACGAGAUCAUGGAGAGCGGUCACCUGAGGAAGAUAGACCACAUUGGGGAGUCUGUGCCAGUGUUAGAGCUUUUUACUAAUAUCUGGGGUGCAGGAGCUAAAACUGCUCAGCUGUGGUACCAACAGGUGGGGCACACUUUCACUUUUAGUUCAGAUUACAGACACUUUAGGCUGAGUGUGUACGAGUAAAGAUAACUGAGUCCAAGCUUUCACUUUCCCUUUUGAGACAAGAGGCAUUUUGUUUACUCAUGAGGUUAUCCACCUCCCGGCAUGAUUUACAACACAAUGCCAUGAUAAUAACAUGUACAAAAAGAGAAGUCAGAUAACAGAUAUACAAUCUGGAUUUAAAUUUUGGAUUAUUCCUUCACUGAAAAUAUUGAGGCUUACUUUUUUUAAAAGUUUUUUUCUGUAAGUAACACGAACUUUUAGCAUCUAAGGCCCAAGUUUAUGAUAAUAAGGUUAUCAAAUGCAUAACCACUUCACCAGAGAAGGCUUGACAGGUGUAUUUUUCUGUCCAACUAAAUUCAAGUCUUGUUUUAAAUACCCCAAAGUAGGCUUAAUCAAUCUUAUUUUAUUUGCUAGUUAAUGGUUUGAGUGCUGAAGUAUAACAAUGCAUGUGAACCAAGGUAAAAAGUGCAUAAACAGAAGCGCAUGUCAUCUAGGAACCAUUCUUUGUUUCUGCAAGUCUGGUCUCUCUGUAUUAUCUGUAAUUUUUGUAAUUUUACCAACAGCCAUCAGAGUUUAUACCCUUGUGUAAAUAGUAGAUAACUUUUAGAGACAUGUAAAGUGAGACAACAGACAAUUGAAUUUCCCUUUGUGAAUUAAUAAAGUUCUUCUUAUUCUUAUUCUUAUUUUUAUUUAUAAUAUGAUAUUUUUUUCAGGGAUUUCGCACAUUAGAGGACAUUCGCACUAAAGCCCACCUGACCAACACUCAGAAAAUAGGACUCAAGCACUAUGAUGACUUCCUGGACCGAAUGCCCAGAGAAGAAGCUGGGGCCAUAGAGAAAGUGGUAAUGUCAACAUGUGCUAGUGAAAUAUGUUUUUAUCCCUCUCAUCUUCAUUUGCUAUGUGAAACCAAGUAUAAAAAGAUCAGAUAUCUUUGAGAAAUGCUCCACUCUGACCCUUCUAAAGCCGAGAGUUUGGAGUAGGAAAAGCAUUUCUUUCAGCUUUCCUUGACUGCUAGAUAAUGGAAAAAGCAGUCUGUGUCCUUACUAAGUGGAGGAUCCCAAAGGAGAAAACUAACUCUUGAAUCUUACUGCAUUUUAAGUUGGCCAGAUAGCUGUUCCCCCCAGAGUGCUGAGUACAACACUAGCUGUUUUCAUAUUGUAUUUCUCAGAUUUUCCUGCAAAGCUGCCAGAUACAAAGUGCACAUCAGAUAGAUGACUUGAGCAUGUGUACUCCCCAAAGCUUGUCAAAGUAAUAUGUGAUACUUUUGAGAGCUUACCUCCAUGUCUUUGGCUGGAAACAGGUACUAACCUGCUUGUUUGACAGUAAGGAGAGGAUGUUAAAAACAAGGGGACACAUGAAGUAAACAGCUCUUGUGUUAUUGUGAAUCCAAACAUUUUAGAAAAGCUUUAUCACUCCUCAAUUGUUGACAGCCUGUGUUGUGUGUCUUCUUUGGUUGGUAUACAUGCAGGUGAGAGAUGCUGCCCAUGCCAUAGACCCACACCUAUUGGCAAUGGCGUGUGGCUCCUAUCGGCGAGGGAAGGCUACAUGUGGAGACGUUGACGUGCUCAUAACUCAUCCUGAUGGCAAUUCUCAUAAGGGCAUUUUCAGUAAAGUUUUGCAGAUCCUCCAUGACAGUGGUAAGCCAAGUAUUUAGAGUAGCUCCUCUUACAGUCAGGGGUUCAUGUUUCAAAACAGAAACUAAGAAAGUUUCUGUCAUUUCAAAGGGUUUCUGACAGAUGACCUGGUGAGCCAUGAAGAGAAUGGAGAGCAAAAGAAAUACAUGGGUGUUUGCCGUCUUCCAGGACCCGAUCAGCGCCAUCGUAGACUGGACGUCAUCGUCGUACCCUACAACGAGUUUGCCUGUGCUAUCAUGUAUUUCACAGGCUCAGCACACUUCAACCGCUCCAUGAGAGCUUUAGCUAAGACAAAAAACAUGAGCUUAUCGGAGCACUCACUGAACAAGGAUGUGGUGCGUCAGGGUAGUUUAAAAGUGUAUGGCGGCAGUCCACUUUCCACACGGACAGAAAAGGAUGUAUUUAGUCUUUUAGGUGUUCCCUACAGGGAGCCUCAUGAAAGAGACUGGUGAUGAUAUUACAGUCUUUGACUUGAUCAUAACACUGUUUGUGCUUUUAAGUAAUGAAAAGAUAUCUGCUUUUAGUCUAAAACUACCAGAUCUAAGAAUGUUUUACUGCUGAAAAGAUCAUGUGAGAGCCCGUUUGACUUGAUGCUAUUUUAAUUCAUGAAUGCCGAAUAUUCUUAAAGAAAAUCUGCAAUUUAGUGAUUGAAUGUGGGAUGAUGUCAAAAUAAUUUACAGGGUCAGAUACCACUUAUGGGAGUGGUGAAAAUAUGCAGGGAUGCAAGUAAAGGGAAAAGCCAAUUUAAGAACGGAAUACUGGACACUACUUUGAAUAACAUAUAAUCAUGAUGAAAAAAAAAUCUAAUAAAAAAAUGAAUUUACUUAA
Molecule: messenger RNA, 5626 nt
Organism: Xyrichtys novacula (pearly razorfish)
Lineage: Eukaryota; Metazoa; Chordata; Actinopteri; Labriformes; Labridae
Source: the annotation of a GenBank genome assembly